UAUUGUCGUUUUCCCAAUAACUUCCUCCAGAAAAUUUAUUUUCUCGAGAAGAAAAGGUUGGGGGUUAUAUCGAAAAACUUAUAGAGAAGUAGCGGUCAUGAGCUUUCAAGAUCUGGAAGCUGGACGGCCAUUGUCGUCGCGGCAAAAUCUGAACCACGGCAAGCAAGAUGCCACCCAAGCAGUGACUUCCGGCAUUUUCCAGAUCAACACCGCCGUUUCUACCUUCCAGCGACUCGUCAAUACCAUCGGCACUCCUAAGGACACGCCUGAGCUCCGAGAAAAGCUGCAUAAAACGAGGCUACAUAUUGGGCAAUUAGUGAAGGACACUUCGGCUAAACUUAAACAAGCUAGUGAAACAGAUCAUCGUGCUGAAGUUAGUGCAAGCAAGAAGGUAACUGAUGCUAAACUUGCAAAAGACUUUCAAGUAGUUUUGAAAGAGUUUCAGAAGGCUCAACGGCUUGCAGCUGAAAGAGAAACAGCAUACACUCCUUUUGUUCCCCAAACAGUUCUUCCUUCAAGCUACACAGCUGGUGAGAUAGAUGUGGGAUCGGAUCAAAGUGCCGAACAGCGAGCUCUUCUUGUAGAAUCAAGAAGACAGGAGGUCCUGCUGUUGGAUAAUGGGAUUGCAUUUAAUGAGGCUAUCAUCGAAGAAAGAGAACAAGGAAUUCAAGAAAUUCAGCAGCAAAUUGGUGAGGUGAAUGAGAUCUUCAAAGAUCUAGCUGUGCUAGUUCACGAGCAAGGAACUAUGAUUGAUGACAUCGGUACCCAUGUUGAAAAUUCACUGGCUGCCACUGUACAGGCUAAAUCACAACUUGUGAAGGCUGCAAAGACUCAGAGAUCAAAUUCUUCUCUGACCUGUUUGCUCCUGGUGAUAUUUGCAAUUGUGAUUCUGAUCGUGGUCAUAGUACUAGCAGCUUGAUACGAAGCUCAUCGAAUUUGAUUAUAGGACAAUCUAGAGAGAUCUUUGAAGAACAAGAGGGUUAUAUUUUUGGUGAUGCAUUUGAUUACGUUGUUUUGCGAAGCAUAUGAUGUCUGACAGGAGUUCUAUUCUAGAAUUAGUAUAUAACAUGUGGUUGUUUGGUCGUUCAUUAUACCAUAUCUUUUUUAGCUUCUUGUAUAUUUUCUUUUAGCAUUUGUGUUAUGUGUUGCAGCUUUUUGUGUGCCCCCUUUUGUUUUCUUAAAAUUUCUUGUAAUUCUUUGUUUUUCAAUAUAUUUGAUUUUCUUUC
Hibiscus syriacus is the source of this 1226-nucleotide messenger RNA. RefSeq names its product syntaxin-22-like. Gene Ontology annotation, molecular function: SNAP receptor activity; SNARE binding. NCBI's taxonomy places the organism in Eukaryota, Viridiplantae, Streptophyta, Magnoliopsida, Malvales, Malvaceae. Gene Ontology annotation, cellular component: membrane; endomembrane system; SNARE complex. Bases 98 to 919 code for a protein of 273 amino acids. The transcript is spliced from 7 exons. The record is from RefSeq and is a predicted model, not a curated record. Gene Ontology annotation, biological process: intracellular protein transport; vesicle fusion; vesicle-mediated transport.